Messenger RNA from Guyanagaster necrorhizus, 1356 nucleotides. RefSeq lists its product as uncharacterized. Bases 160 to 1251 code for a protein of 363 amino acids. The record is from RefSeq and is a predicted model, not a curated record. The transcript has 5 exons. Lineage: Eukaryota; Fungi; Basidiomycota; Agaricomycetes; Agaricales; Physalacriaceae.
GUUUGAAAAACCACAAUGUCGCCUUCAACGUGCGUUCCGAUUCUGUCUAUGUGGCACCACAGUCAUCCCUCCGGUUAGGUAUUACAAGAGCGCUUUGAUAACCAGACGAUAACUCUCAAACUCGCCAAGGAGCAUUGUGGCGAUUUACAAGAGCGCGUAAUGGCAUUGACGGCAAAACUCGAAGUGGUGACUGCUUCUGCACGAUUAGAUCUUGCACAUCUUCAGGAGCAAAAAACAUUGCUCGAAUCAUCAAUUCAGGAUCAGAAGAUAUUGGUCGAGAAGAUGCUCAGGGACCAGAAAGCAUUGCUUGAGAAGACACUCCACGAUCAUAGCAGUCAUCUUGAGCGAUCACUACAAGAGCAGAGAACAUCUCACGAGCGCAAAUUGCAGGACCAGAAAAACGUCUGGGAGAAAAUUGUCACCGAUCAACAAGUGCUCUUCAACAAGAAUCUUGAAGACCAAAAAGCGGCCUGCGAGACUACUAUCAAGCAUCUACAAGAUCAGAAGCUAUCCGUGGACAGGUCCCUUGCACGACAUCAGACGGACAUACAGGCCCAGCAAGAAGCAGUAACCACCCUGAAGAUCGACAUAGCCAGACUCAAGGAGAGGUGCGAACAACAAAUCAAGUCCGAAGCUCAGAAACUGCAAGCCGCGAAUACGGAACGUCUCGAGGCAUUGAGACUUGCGAAGCAGAGGCAAGAUACACUGGACAGCCUGGCUAGCGAGUACGAAUCGGCGAAGAAGGAUGCUCAGAAAGCUCAGUCUGAACUGGAGAGCGGCAUUCGAGAUGCAAGAAUGUCGACAAAGCAGACACGAGAGUUGCAAGAAGAACUAGGACGCCUUCGCGAUAGGGAAGCGACUAUGCCGAAGCGAUAUGAAGCUGGACAACUGAGCGACGUCGAGAAGUCCUUUGUACAGUCUGUUAUUCAAAUGUAUAGGGCAACCUGCGAGCAAGACAUAGUCAACAAAGAAAAUGACUUGCGAUCGCGAGACAAUAUGAUUGUGUCGUUGCAGUCCAAGAUUGCUUCCGUGGAGUCGACCCUUGCCAAAUGCUUGAAGAAAUCUGGUGCGACGUCCAUGAUAGACCUGAACGCGUGGAUGUCGAGUCCAUUGACACAGCAGCCAGAGGUAUUUCCGUUUCGUAUGUCUCUCCAGCCCUUUCCAACCUUCUCAGGACGGGGUUCUUCCACACCCAGCCGCACGAACCUCCGUCUCGGCAUCUCCCAAACCAUUUGCUGCUCUCGCCGCUGAAGACGAUGAUGAUAUCUCUGAAGAAGAAACACAGCCAUCUACUUUGGGUAAACGAGACCGACCCCACUCACCUAUGACGAAAUUCGACGAUAAUCAACGCCCUGC